AUGCAGUCAUUACUUUUAAUUGUUGGGGUUCUGCUUUUCUCUUGCGUAGAUGCCAUCAACAUCUACGUCUUGCCUGAAGGAGGCAACGAUACUAGUCCGCUCCAAUAUGGACUCAUGUUCGAGGAUAUAAACCAUGCUGGGGAUGGUGGCCUAUACGCUGAGCUCAUUCGCAACCGAGCAUUUCAGGGUAGCACUGUAUAUCCCGCCAAUCUAGACGGCUAUGAACCGGUGAACGGCGCAGUAUUAAGCCUCAAAAAUCUCAGUAACCCCUUAUCUUCGUCAAUGCCGAGUUCGCUUAACGUCGCGAAAGGAGUCCAGAAUGGGAUAAUUGGCUUCGCCAAUACAGGCUGGUGGGGAAUCGAGGUCAAACCACAUAACUACGCUGGUUCCUUCUACGUUAAAGGCGAUUAUGAUGGAGACUUUUCAGUUUCGCUUCAAUCUAUAACCACUGGUGACGUUCUCGCCACAGCUAGAGUUAAAGCGCGUUGUGGAGUUCAUGAUUGGACUGAACAUAGGUACAACCUAAGACCUACACGACAAGCAUCAGACACCAACAAUACUCUGUCUAUAACGUUUGACACCAAGGACUUGAAAGACGAAUCCCUUGACUUCAACUUGAUCAGUCUAUUUCCGCCGACAUGGAAUAAUCGUCCGAAUGGUCUAAGGAUUGAUUUGGUGGAGGCUCUAUCUGAGCUUGACGCGAAAUUUCUUCGCUUUCCUGGUGGUAGCGAUAUCGAAGGACUCCUAUCUCCCUACUGGUACAAAUGGAACGAGACGGUAGGCCCACUAAAAGACAGAAUGAGCAGGCCUAGUGCCUGGGGUUACGAGGAAAGCAACGGCAUUGGUUUGAUUGAAUACAUGAAUUGGUGUGAUGAUCUUGGGCUGGAACCAAUCCUCGCUGUUUGGGACGGUCAUUACCUUUCAGGUGAAGUGAUAAAUGAAGCUGACCUACAACCUUAUAUUGAGGAUACUCUCAACCAACUUGAAUUUUUGAUGGGAUCUGUUGAAACUACUUAUGGUAGCUGGCGAGCAUCACUUGGUUAUCCAAAGCCAUGGAAGAUAAACUAUGUUGAGAUUGGAAAUGAGGACAACCUUUAUGGUGGUUUGGAUACAUACAUUGCUUACCGGUUCAAAGCGUAUUUCGAUGCUAUAACAGCGAAAUAUCCGGAUAUCACUGUAAUGGAAUCCUUGACCGGGAUGCCGUCCCCCCAACGUGCCGCAAGUGACUAUCAUCAAUAUACGACUCCUGACGGGUUCGUUUCUCAAUUCAGCUACUUUGACCAGUUUCCUAUCGAUAAUAGGACUUUGAAUGGAGAGGUUGCCACUGUGUAUCCGAAUAACCCGUCAAAUUCUGUGGCCUGGGGUAGCCCUUUUCCUUUGUACCCGUGGUGGAUUGGAUCUGUAGCGGAGGCUGUUUUUCUUAUUGGGGAAGAGAGGAAUUCGCCCAAGAUUAUAGGAGCCAGCUAUGCACCUACUUUUCGGAACAUCAACAGCUGGGCUUGGUCUCCGACUCUCAUAGCUUUUGAUGCAGACUCGUCACACACUAGUCUCUCUACAAGCUGGCAUGUAAUAAAGCUUCUUUCACGAAAUAGAAUUGCUCACAACCUACCUACAACCUCUAGUGAAGGUGGCAUCGGUCCCAUAUAUUGGGUUGCAGGACAAGGUGAUAAGCCGGAAUCUUACUUGUUCAAAGCCGCCGUUUACAACAGCACAGGUGACAUGUCUGUUGCUGUCACGUUCAGUGGAAGCAGAGCAAAAUCUGCGACGUUGACUGUUCUAUCAUCCCAAGAUCCCAAUGCCUCAAACUAUCCAGGAGGUCCAGAGGUAGUGCAAACCAAUGUCUCCUCGGUAGUAGCUAAAAGCGAGGGAGUGUUCCAAUUUACUCUACCAAAUCUUAGUGUGGCAGUUUUGACCACAGAGUAA
Messenger RNA from Talaromyces stipitatus ATCC 10500, 1923 nucleotides. Its product is annotated as alpha-L-arabinofuranosidase A. The coding region runs from base 1 to 1923 and encodes 640 amino acids. Gene Ontology annotation, biological process: L-arabinose metabolic process. The transcript is spliced from 8 exons. Gene Ontology annotation, molecular function: alpha-L-arabinofuranosidase activity. The record is from RefSeq and is a predicted model, not a curated record. NCBI's taxonomy places the organism in Eukaryota, Fungi, Ascomycota, Eurotiomycetes, Eurotiales, Trichocomaceae.